Molecule: messenger RNA, 2983 nt
Organism: Clupea harengus (Atlantic herring)
Lineage: Eukaryota; Metazoa; Chordata; Actinopteri; Clupeiformes; Clupeidae
Exons: 3
Coding region: 957-1664 (235 amino acids)
Biological process (GO): defense response
Cellular component (GO): extracellular region
Molecular function (GO): cytokine receptor binding
Source: RefSeq, a predicted model, not a curated record
AUGCUUUGUGGCACUUAGCACUUUAAAAGAUUCAUCUCAGUGGUCAGUUUUUGAACACCACAAUGUAUUGAAUAAAUACAAAUACUGUGAACAAACACUUUUUGACUCUUCAAGAAUAUUUUGUCAUAUUCUGUUACACAUACAUCAUGUAUCAAUCACACAAAGUUGUAUUGUAGAGGGGAGCACGCCAGAGUCCUAUGUAACUAUUCACAGCCUCACGAAAUACCGCAUAGUGUCCUCCUUUUUGGUGUUAUGGAUAUGGUCACCCUACCUAUGUCUGUGUAAAGAAUGCUGAUAUGCUGAACAACCAGUAAUCAAUGUGAAAGCUGCCAAUUGAAUGGUGAUACUCUAUUGGGUUUAUGUAUUUGUAAAUUUGACUCUGAAAGAGUCAGUGCCUCACCAGCCACGAACCUCACCGCACGUCACUGCGCUGACGAGGCCACAAAAGCGGAACAGUGAUCACUGAAGAUCGAAAAGCUCCUUGUGGUUUCUCAAACUUUCCAGACAUUUUAUUUCACUUUUUGUACAUCUAUUCAUCCAGGAGGUUUAAAUUCAGAACAUGGGUCUACCGGGCAUACACAACCGCAAACCAGCCUACAGUUACGACGACUGGGUACUGAAAACAGGUCAGGAGGCACCACCAUCAUUAAUUGCGCAAAUAAUAGUUUAAUAGUGAAAGAAUGAAUGAUUGUUUUAAUGAAUCAUUGCAGAGGUGACUUAAAGAUGUCUUAUCUGUUGCAGUUUUCGCAUCGCGGACCUACAGACGGAAUGGCACCACAGAGCUUCACUUUGCUGAGCAUCAUGCUGUGCGCUGUGCAUGUCCACUCACUGUGCCGGCUACAAGGGGCACUAGUAGAGAAAGUCAACGGCCUUGCAGAGAACAUGGUAACAUGAACUUUCAAAAGAUAUCGGGUUGAUACAUCUCGUGAUGCCGGGAAAUCUAAAUGUACGAGUAAAUGGUUUGUCUGUUUCAGGGAGGCUCUUUUCCAUUCGAGUGCCUUGAUCAAAACGUUCAGCUUACAUUCCCUGCCGCUGCUUUCGAGUCGAACGGGACUGCACAGGUAAGGGCAGUUUUUUGCAUCUGGUCUAUUUAUGAAGCGUUCAGAAAAUUUGAGGUCCUGUUUGAGAAUGACACCAUGCCAAACAGCUGGGACCAAAAGAAAACAGACGACUUCAGAAACAUAGUUUACCGACUGGUCGAGGAGAACGAGUGUGUUUUGAACUCAUCUCAGGCGAUCGAAGACGACUUUUCUGACAGAGAAAUCCUACUGGAUGCAUAUUUUAAAGAAAUGGCAGACCUCCUCCUACAAAAGGUAGACCAUAUCUAUAAAAACCAAACCCUUAAACCCAUGCCGUUCAUGAACUGCGACGACUAUGUGUCCAUGACUUUCAUUUUGAACGGAGUCCUAAAAUUCUCCAAUCCCUGUUGUGCUUCCAGGAAUUCAGCGCCUGCGCGUGGGAGGUCGUGCGAAAGGAGACCUUGCGCACGCUCUGGUUCAUCUUGCAGAACGCCUCCGAUCACCUGUUCUGGACAAGAAGACACUGGCACAAACGUCGUCGUUAGAUGCAACAAUUCAUCAUUCCACGGUCCAUCUUCUCAUCGUUUUCCCCAGUGUGAUCAAUUUCAUGACAUGAUUAAUUUAUUUGUACAUAUGCUAUUAUGAUUAUUUAUUCAUGCAUUACUGUCACGUAAAAUGUUUGUGUUUUAAAUAAAUACAUUAUUUUAAAUCGUCAUUUGAGUUUUCUUUCAUUUAAAAAAAUCGAAUAAAGCAUAGCCCAAAGGACAGUGACGUUUUGCUCAUCGGGCAUCACUUUUGUUGGCCACAGUAUUCACCCUGUCAUUGCGUACAGAGCACCACGAACAAACCGAAACAUUUGAGAACUACAACAAGACAAAACACGUUGUUGCUAGGUUGCACCCAUAAGUUAUCUCAAUUAAAUAUUCUCUGUGUCUCCUCCUGUGCACCUGUCCAUUAAGAAAAGAGUAGGCUUAAUCAUAGAGCUCGGAAUUUGGCAUGUAGCCUGCCAAACCCUCUAAGGGUUAAAUCAGGAUAAAUGGUACUAUACUUCUCUGAGUUUUUAGCAUGAAACAUCAUCUUUUUCUGUUAUGAGUGGGUGUAUAUUGAUUUCGUAUUGCAUUGUUUAUGUAGCGUACUGUAGGGUAUUUGCCGUUUUCGAAAUGCCCUCAAAAUUUAAUUUCAAUUUUGUAUUCUAUGUACAAUGUACUCCCACCACAAAAUUGUUGCCUUGUUUUGUGGAAAACAACAUGAGGCUUAGCAACAAAGGCACCUUUACAGCAUAAAUGCAGCACCUCAGGGAGUUGUAAACAAACUCAUCUCCUAUGUGAAGGCCGUUUCUGAGAACAGUUGAGAACAAUUACUGCUGUAUGGAUUGGCUACAGGUUCAAAUCUGGGUAUUCCACUAAGAACAUUCAGAGAAACAACAAUAGAUUUGUGAUGAAUGAAAUAUACUCCUGGAUAUGUAUUUCUGAAAAAAUGAAAAAACAUGUUUAUGGGCAAAAUGUCGUAACUCCUUGGCUGCAGUCAACCAUGCAGGUUCUUGCUUGCCAUGGUAAAUUAACUAUAAAUACCAAAAAGACAGUGAUUCAAGAGUUUAUGUUUCUUAUUUAUUAGUUUGUUUGUUUGUUUAUCAACCAAAGAAAUCUCUUUUGAUUGAUAUAAGCAAAGGUCAGAAUAAUUAUCUGACAUUAGCUAGCACCUGAAAAUGUUCAGACAUUAGUGAACUGCUUUUGGUUAACCUCUGGUUUCUCUCCUAAGAUACCUGACAUCAUGUUGCAAUGCCUUAUGAAACAACGUUUGAUGUGAACCAAAAUAUGUGAUUCCAUGCACAGUCUCAGGAUUAGCAGUCAGACUAUUUUAUCUAAUAAGAUUGUUUUGUAGUACAGGCAAACUAACUAAUAACAUUAUGAGCCUGUCGGUGGCGGGAAAAAAGUGAUUUACUUUGACGCAGAUGCUUGCCCCAU